AAAAAAAAAAAUGAAGCUGCCAAUCUUCUCUCUUUCGGCCGUUGUGGCCCUUUCUGUUAUGCUGGCCCCUUCGCCUUCAUUCGCUCUCCCCGCACCAAGCAACGGUGUUACAACAUUUGUCAAUCACCGUGUGGUCCGUAUCCAGGUCCGUACUGAGGCCGAACUCAAGACUUUGGCCGCUAAUGAGGACGCUCUUGGCUUGGAUUACUUCACUCACCACAAGGGUGUUGGUAGCACUGUUGAUGUCCGCAUCGCACCUCAGUUUUUCUCCAAGUUCCAGGGCCUCAAACUUCAGUACGAGACCUUGAUCGAGAACUUGCAAACCGUGAUCGACCAAGAGCAUCAGGAGAACGUGAAGUACGAGCAGACUUUCACUGCCAAGGUCCAAGAAAGCAAGAAGAAUACCAAUAAUCUAAGCACAGUUAACAAGGCCAUCGAGGGAGCCGAUGUCUAUGCUGCUGCUGAUCUGUGGUUCCAGGGAUACCAUUCAUUCGCUGAGCACCAGAACUGGCUGGCGACCCAGAUUGCUAACAAUCCAGGCAAGGCCACUGGCUUCAGUGCUGGCAAGUCGUUCCAGGGCCGUGAACAGAACGGUAUCAAGAUUGGCAAGGGUCCAAACCAUAUUGUCUUCCACGGCACACAGCACGCACGUGAGUGGAUCACUACCAUGGUUGUUGAAUACAUUAUUGACCAGUUGCUGAAGGGCACCGACUCUCGUGUCGCGGGUUACUUGAACAAGUACACCUUCCACAUCAUCCCUGUGAUGAACCCUGACGGUUUCGUUAUCAGUCAAAGCUCGAACCGUAUGCACCGCAAGAAUGCCCAGUCCAACGGUGGAUGUCUCGGCACUGACACCAACCGUAACUGGAACUACAAGUGGGGCACCGGUGGUUCGUCCACUAAUCCUUGUGCUGAGGACUACAUGGGCCCCAGUCCUUUCUCUUCUCCUGAAGCUCGUAAUAUUGGCAACUAUAUCAGCUCACUCCCUAAUGUGGUCUCGUACAUUGACUUCCACUCGUACUCUCAGUUGUGGAUGGUUCCAUAUGGCUACACAGCCCAGCGUCCUCCAACUUACAGCUACAUGAACGGUCUUGCUCAAAAGGCUGCUCAGGCCAUUGCUGCGGUUUAUGGCACCCAGUUUAGAACCGGAGACAUUUACAACACCAUCUACCAGUCCUCAGGUACCUCUGCUGACUAUGCUUACAGCGUCGGUGUUGAGGCUCCUUUUGCUGUCGAGCUCCGUGACACUGGUCGCUAUGGCUUCAGCCUUCCUGCCAGCCAGAUUUUGCCCUCGGGAAUCGAGACCUGGGCUGGUUUCGCUGCUAUCCUGGACAACAUCCAGGUCUAAAAAACAAAUGACGAAAUGAGAGAUGAGCAAGAUACCUGCUGCGCGGUGUAUUUUGCCUAACAUUUGACACAAUCACUACACAUGUAUAUAGUAUUUCUUCUGAAUGGGGCGCUAGGGAAGUGCAAGAAAGAAAUUUCAUGAAUUUUGAAAGUUUGUGUCCCUUAAAAAAUAACAGUAAUAAAAAAAAAGUCCUUUCGGCCGAGCGGGGCUCGGCUCUUUUUUAAAUCACCA
This is a messenger RNA of Lobosporangium transversale, 1579 nucleotides long. RefSeq lists its product as hypothetical. Bases 11 to 1348 code for a protein of 445 amino acids. The transcript is spliced from 3 exons. Gene Ontology annotation, biological process: proteolysis. The record is from RefSeq and is a predicted model, not a curated record. Gene Ontology annotation, molecular function: zinc ion binding; metallocarboxypeptidase activity. NCBI's taxonomy places the organism in Eukaryota, Fungi, Mortierellomycota, Mortierellomycetes, Mortierellales, Mortierellaceae.